Messenger RNA from Sphaerodactylus townsendi, 1996 nucleotides. Its product is annotated as electroneutral sodium bicarbonate exchanger 1-like. The record is from RefSeq and is a predicted model, not a curated record. The transcript is spliced from 13 exons. The coding region runs from base 57 to 1925 and encodes 622 amino acids. Gene Ontology annotation, molecular function: sodium:bicarbonate symporter activity; monoatomic anion transmembrane transporter activity; solute:inorganic anion antiporter activity. Gene Ontology annotation, cellular component: plasma membrane. Lineage: Eukaryota; Metazoa; Chordata; Lepidosauria; Squamata; Sphaerodactylidae. Gene Ontology annotation, biological process: bicarbonate transport; transmembrane transport; monoatomic anion transport.
AGAAGAUACUGAGGUCUCAUGAUACCCCGUCUCAGCGAGUUCAGUUUAUCCUUGGGAUGGAGGAGGAUGAAGAGCACGUUCCCCACGAUUUGUUCACGGAAAUGGACGAAAUCUGCAUGAAAGAGGGCGAAGAUGCGGAAUGGAAGGAGACGGCAAGGUGGCUGAAGUUUGAGGAAGAUGUAGAAGAUGGAGGGGAGCGUUGGAGCAAACCGUAUGUGGCUACUCUCUCUUUACACAGUCUCUUUGAGCUGAGGAGUUGCAUCAUCAAUGGAAUUGUUCUUCUGGACAUGUGUGCAAACAGCAUAGAAGAAAUUGCAGACAUGGUUCUGGAUCAACAUGAACCUUCCAGUGACCUUGACGAAGUCACCCGUAAGAAGGUCCGGGAAGCUCUUCUGAAGAAGCAUCACCAUCAGAAUGAGAAGAAGAGGAACAACCUGCUCCCAAUUGUCCGCUCUUUUGCUGAGGCUGGCCAGAAAAAGUCGGAUCCUCACUCAAUGGAUAAGACUGGAAUGCACACACUGUCUCUCCAGACUCCUUCUGGUAGCCUAGAAGUGAAAAAUGGACCAAGCCAUGAUACUACUCCAACAGACCUCAGCAAGGCAGAGCUCCAUUUCAUGAAGAAGAUCCCCAUCGGAGCGGAAGCCUCAAAUGUUCUUGUGGGGGAGCUGGAUUGUCUGACACGACCCAUCGUCGCUUUGGUGCGCUUAACGCCAGCGGUUCUGCUGUCCGGAAUGACAGAGGUUCCAAUCCCUACCCGAUUUCUGUUCAUCCUGCUGGGCCCAGUAGGGAAAGCACAGCAGUACCACGAGAUUGGAAGAUCAAUGGCGACCCUCAUGACAGAUGAAAUUUUUCAUGACGUUGCUUACAAAGCGAAGGACCGUACUGACAUUUUAGCCGGGAUUGAUGAAUUUCUAGACCAGGUGACUGUGCUACCGCCUGGAGAAUGGGAUCCAUCAAUUAGAAUUGAACCACCGAAAAAUCUCCCUUCCCAGGAAAAGAGAAAGAUGCCCGGGGCGCCAGGAGUCCCCAAUGGAAGCACUUGCCAUGUUGAACCAGAAGAUCAUAGUGGGCCAGAACUCGAGAGAACAGGAAGGCUGUUUGGUGGUUUGAUCCUGGAUGUGAAACGGAAAGCUCCUUGGUUCUGGAGUGACUUCAGAGAUGCUAUGAGUUUGCAGUGUUUAGCUUCCUUCCUCUUCCUGUACUGUGCCUGUAUGUCUCCUGUGAUCACCUUUGGAGGUUUGCUUGGAGAAGCAACAGAGGGGCGAAUUAGUGCAAUGGAAUCCUUAUUGGGUGCCUCCAUGACGGGUGUGGUAUAUGCCCUCUUUUCGGGUCAGCCACUCACUAUCCUGGGGAGUACCGGACCAGUGUUAGUCUUUGAGAAAAUCUUGUUCAAGUUCUGCAGAGACUACGGGCUUUCUUAUCUUUCCCUGCGAAGCUGCAUUGGUUUGUGGACUGCUUUCCUGUGCAUCCUCCUUGUGGCCACGGAUGCCAGCUCUCUCGUCUGCUACAUCACUCGCUUCACGGAAGAAGCUUUCGCAUCCUUGAUCUGCAUCAUUUUCAUCUACGAGUCUCUAGAAAAACUGCUCAGCCUGGGGCACACCUACCCAAUAAACAUGCACAGUGACCUUGACCAGCUAAGCUUGUAUUACUGCAGAUGCAUAGCCCCCCAGAAUCCCAGCAAUUCCACCCUGAACUACUGGCAUGCCAACAACAUAGUUCCUUCUGCAGUUCCAUGGGCUAAUCUCACAGUCUCUGUAAGUCUUUGUGCUGCCCCCCCCCACCCCCCCCCCCCCCCAGGAGAUGAGAAAUGGCAAAACUGUAAAAAAAAAGUUUGGAAUUUUGCAUCUCACACACAAAAUGAUGUUGUAUUCACAUUUAUUUAUGGUAAAAUCAGGAGUGUUAUUACCAUAUAUACUCGUGUAUAAGUCGAGUUUUUCAGCACAUUUUUUGUGCUGAAAAAGCCCCCCUUGUCUUAUACACGAGUCAGGUGUAUUUU